UUCCAUGGCGGUGCAAGCUUACUAGGGCUUGAAUUGUAUUCGCUUUCUUUGCCUCCAUUCUCUCGCCCCACCUUCCGCCCUCUAUUUUGAUCGAAUUCGUAGGCUCUCUCAUGCUUUUUGGAUUGAUUGGGGGAUUCGACGGUGUGACGAUGCCCACCGCCGACUUCCAGGGCUCAUCGGUCCCGUUCGCGUUCUCCGCCCUCUCGAUCCUGAGCUUCCGGUACGAUCACCCCGUCAACCCACCCGUGGAUACCCACCAGUGCAACCACGAUGCCUGCGGAGAGCAGCGGGAGCUCGUCGCCUUCCAGCGGCAGGUCGCCGACCUCUUCCACGACCUCGCCGCCGGGGAUGACGAGAUCCUUUCCGUCGCCUGGAUGCGGCGGCUUCUCGACACCUUCCUCGUGUGCCAGGAGGAGUUCCGGGUGGUCCUCUUCGGCCACCACCGAUCUCCGGUUCCCGUCGACCGUCUCGUAUCGGACUUCUUCGAUCGCGCCGUGAAGGCGCUCGACGUCUGCAACGCCGUGCGCGACGGCGUCGAUCAGAUGCGGCACUGGAGGAAGCACCUCGAGAUCGUGCUGGUGGCCCUCGGCCCGCAGCAACAGCAUCUCGGCGAGGGGCAGCUCCGCCGGGCCAAGAAGGCUCUCGCCGAAGUUGCCAUCCUCAUGUUCGACGAGAAGGACGUUAGCUCGGUACCUUCCCACAACGGCGGAUUGCCGUCUUCAUCAUCCAGUGGCGACCGCAGCUCACAUUUCCGCUCUCUCUCCUGUACCGUCUCCCGGUCCUGGUCCGCGGCGCGGCUGCUGCAGGCCAUCGGGAGCAACCUGAUCGUACCUCGCAGAAAUGAGGUCGUGGCGACGGCCGAUCUCGCUGUGCCUAUGUACACGAUGAGCUCGGUGCUCCUCUUUGUGAUGUGGGCCCUCGUGGCGGCGAUCCCCUGCCAAGAUCGUGGUCCUCAGAUAAACUUUUCCAUCCCGCGGAGCUUCCUCUGGGCAGCCCCGAUCAUGUUGCUCCACGAGAGGAUCUUGGAGGAGUCCAAGAAAAAGGACAGGAAGCACUCCGCUGGGCUGUUGAAGGAGAUUGAGAAGAUUGACAAGUGCGUGCACCACUUGAGGGAGCUGAUCGAUGCCGUCCAGUUCCCGAUGACAGAGGAGGAGGAGGUGGAGGUGAUGCAGGGAGUGCAGGAGCUGGCCCAAGUCUGCGAGGUUUUGAAGGAGGGUCUUGAUCCGGUGGAGCGACAGGUGAGGGAAGUCUUCGUUAGAAUUGUAAGAAGCCGUAAGGAAGGGCUCUGUUUGUUGAACGGGGCUGAAUGAGAACAUCAGACCGAGAUCUCAUCAUCUACAAUGGUGCAACAUUGGUGCUCCUUAGUGAUCGACUUUGUCGUAGUUUGAUUUUUCUGAUCUGCAUAUGGUCAGGGCAUGUGAAGACAAUUAUCGAAUAGAAGGAAUGGCUUCUUUUGUAAAAAGGAAGCAUAUUAGUUCUAUUUCAAAUUAUGGUCCUCUUAA
Musa acuminata AAA Group (dessert banana) is the source of this 1502-nucleotide messenger RNA. RefSeq names its product protein BYPASS1-LIKE-like. The transcript has a single exon. Bases 111 to 1310 code for a protein of 399 amino acids. NCBI's taxonomy places the organism in Eukaryota, Viridiplantae, Streptophyta, Magnoliopsida, Zingiberales, Musaceae. The record is from RefSeq and is a predicted model, not a curated record.